Molecule: messenger RNA, 4570 nt
Organism: Anopheles bellator
Lineage: Eukaryota; Metazoa; Arthropoda; Insecta; Diptera; Culicidae
Exons: 7
Coding region: 101-4492 (1463 amino acids)
Biological process (GO): lipid transport
Molecular function (GO): lipid carrier activity
Source: RefSeq, a predicted model, not a curated record
GUUGACCGUCUGGUGUUAACCUCGCGAAAGUUGGCGAAUUCGGUGAAACCAAUCCCAUUGGCUGUUGUUGGUGGCGUGAGACAGAAACGACGGUGAAACUAUGAAGGCCUUGGUGUUGGCCGUUGCCCUGGUGGCGGCCGCUGGCUGGACUUCCGGGAGCGUCACUAAAAGUGUCUUCGUGGGGACCCCGACCGAAGAGUACGUUUACCAGUACGUCCUGGAUGUGACGACCGGAGUGGUGGAGCCGGAGUAUGGCUCGCUGUACCGUAUGAAGUCGGACCUGCACGUUCGACCAGAUCCGUCGGGUAAUGGCACGUUUGUGUACUUCACCGAGCCCAAGGUGUUCCUGUACACCGGACAUCUGCCGCUGCCGGUGGAGCCCACGGCACAAAACUACACCCAGUACGCCAAGCAAGCGGAAGCGAUCGUGCAACCGUUCUACGUUACGUACGACCAGUUCGGCCUGGUGAAGGAAGUGUUCACCUCGAAGGCGGACAUUCUGUGGAGCGUUAACAUCAAGAAGGGCGUCGCCAGUCUGCUCCAGCUGCCGACCGACAAGAUGCCGACGAAGAAGUUCGCCAAACCGAUCGUCUUCACCGAGCCCGAAGAGACCAUCUACGGAAAGGUGAACGUCACCUACGUGAUGCAUUCGGUCAACGAGAAGGUGCACAUCGUCAAGACCCCGGACUAUGACACGUUCACGGAAGUCACUCCCGACGUGUACUCCAACGUGGAGGCUUACGAGGAGCACCACAAUUGGACCACGUGGGAUAUGAUGCGCCCGGUCGUUGAGUACGAGCUGACGUUCGCUAAGGAUGGUGUCCACGUCUACAAAGUGCACUCCGAGAGUACCAAGUACGUCCAACCGUUCGUCGCCUCGGGACAGAAGCAGUACGUCGCUACCAAGCAGACCCUGGUCUACUUGCAAGUAGUCGCCCCAACCAAGACACUGGAGUUUGCCAAUUUCCCAAUGUACCACCUCGUCCACUACGAAACCCCCGAGUCUAUGUUCGAAGAGCACUAUCCGACGCUGUCGACCGUUACUCCCGUCGUUGAAAUCUCCUCCGUUGGCCCGAAGGUCCAGGUGAUGCUGUACGAAGCUGUCCAGUAUCUGCAGGAAAAUCAAAUCACCAACCAGGAGACCGAUACUAAGCACGGACUGAUCGUGACGCGCAUUAUCGACGCACUGAAACCGUUCACCGUGGAGAACUACGGCCAGCUCUGGACGAUGCUCACCAAGACUAGCACCCCGAAGGAUCUGAUGGCACUGGACUUUUUCUACAAGGUGCUGCCUUCCGUCGGCACAAAGUACUCGGUACAGUUCGUGGUGCAGUUGGUGAAGAACCACAGCGUUAAGGACUCGGUGGCUACCGGCAUGCUGUUCUCGCUCGGUCUUAACGUGCGCGCCCCGUCCGAGGAGCUGCUUCACAGCGUGGAACAACUGAUGAGCCUCGAAACGCUCGUCAAGCCGGACGUAGCCCAUGCCGCAAUCCUCACCUUCGGUACGAUGGUUUACAAGACCUUCCAGCACGACGAGCACCCGACGGAGGCGGAAAAGUACAUCAAGGUGUACUACAAACAUCUGAAGGAAGCGAAGACGUUCGAGGAGCAGCUGGUAUGGCUGCACGGUCUGCAGAACAUCCAGGAGGGAUCGGUCGUGGAGCUGCUGGUGCCCCUGGCGAAGGGUGAGCAGGUGCUGGACCUGCACUACGACCGGCAUCUGCAGGUGCACGUCAUCUAUUCGCUGAUGUCCCUGAUGGAUGACCACGAUGAACUGUUCGAAACGGUGUUCCCGAUCGUGCUGGACGAUACGCUGCCCGUGGAUGUGCGUGUGGCCGCUGUGAAAGUCAUCGCCUCAAUGGAGGACAUUCACUACUUCACCAAGCUCGAGACGAUCAUGAAGACGGAGAAGAAUGUCCACGUGUACUCGUACUUUGUCAGCACCGUGAAGGCCCUCAUGAAUUCCGACAUGAACUACGGUACCGAGUUCUACCACUAUCUGGAGCAGGUCCUUGAGCACUUCGUUCACUACGACCCGGAGGUGGAAACGAAGGCGUUCUACUACGACGAUCUGGAUGGUGAGCGCAAAAUAGGCACCAUCCUGCACGGAAACAUGAUUGCCGAUGCGAAGCACAACAAGGUCAACUCGUUCUACAUCAGCUUCUCGCCGUACGUGAUGGAUGAGGUCUACGAUCUGUACUCGGUGUACGUUAAGUUCGAAGGAGUCCACAACCCUCUGUCGCUGCUGUGGCCCAAGCUGUUCAACGUGGAUCCCAAGACGGUGAAUGAGCCACUUACGAAGAACUAUGAAAAUGAGCCGGUGCACGUCGAGUUUACGUUCAUGGCCAACGGGAAGGCGGUGUACACGAAGUACUUUAACGAGGAAACCAUCAAACAGUUCUACACCUACACCUAUCUGACCGUGCUGAAGACGCUGCAGUAUCAGUUCACCAGCGUGCUGAAUUUGGCGGACACGGAGGUGUACACGCCGACGUUCGACGGGGUGCCAACGAAGAUUGACCUGAAGCUGCCCCUGGUGUCGCAGUUCAAGUACAACGUGGUCGUCCCGUCGACUACCAACCCGAACGAGGUUACGCUGACCGUCAACAGUUUCUUCCGCCUCUGGAUGCACGGUUACUAUGGCGUGUCGGUGUACAAUCCGUUCGCCCUCACCUGGCAGGGAACUCGUCGGGUGCAGGCAUUCGACUUCAGCGUUCCGCUGGUGUUCGACGUCAUCUACAACUUCCAGCAAAACUCGUUCAAGCUCGUCUGGACCAAGAGCGCCAACGAGGUGCUCAACGUGGUCGGCUUCAAGGCGCACGUCAAAACGCAGGUCUACGCGAAGCCGGACUCGGAGGUGGAUUACCUUAAGGCCACCUGCCAACUGUGCCAGCAGUAUGCGACGGUCGUGGCGCACCCGAUGCCCAAGAAGAAGGAUGUGGUCCUGUAUGAGGCACACUCCAAGUACACCGGACUGCACUUCCUUCUGUCCUUCUACGAUAUCGAGGUACCGCCGAUGGUCAAGCACUACAAAUCGCUAACGGACAUUCUCGCUUCCGAGCUGUUCAUACCGAACGGCCACAAGUACGGUACCGUGUUCGAUUACGUCACCAAAUACAUCACCUGCUUCUACACCACCUUCAUGCUGCCCAAGGCAACGAGCUACGGUGUCGCCGGCUACAUGAACCCCUGCAAGGUGUAUCCCUUCGAUAAGGUGGAGUUCACGUUCAAGGUCGACAGCGAGUCGAUGCCGCACAAGCUCUGGACCACACCGGACCAACGGCAGUACGUGAAGAUGACGGCGGUGUUUAAGAAAACGGACGUCAUUGUGAACCAUUGGGAUGUCAACGUGUCCUACACGCACGAGCACGGCACGUACUUUAAGACAAUCAACGUGCAGGUGACGCGCCAAACGCCCGACGAGAAGAACAUGAACAUCUGCAUCGACUGGGUGAAGGAUAUCGAGCCCGAGUCGGUCACCGGCAAACUCAAGUACUUCCACGGCUACUCCCACGACCACAAGUGUGUCAAGGACGAUAUGGUGGUGUCGAUCGAGUGGACUGGAGUGCACUCGGACGAUCAGAAGAACUUCACGUACACGCCGUCGUACCACACGCUUCCCUCGUACUACUACCCGGAGUGCGCACCCCGAGUGCUGCCGAUCUUUGAGGAGUACUCCGUGCCGGUUCCAUUCGAGUGUGCCGAGCAGUACACGACCGUCCGCAAGUACACCUACACUGUGGACUACCAGCAUGUGUACCCAUCGUACGUUGACUUUGUUAAACCCUUCUGGUUCUGGGUGAAGCGCGUUUUGCCGUCCUACUACCACGAGGUGGACAAGUUCCACUUCGUCCCGGAAAGUCGUAUCGUCGUUGACGUGGAGUACCCCGUGCACUCCCAUGGUCUGGUCGUCGAUGUUGUCGUCAAGUCGGCCUACGAAACGGUCGCGUUCGAUCACAUUCCGUACUUCGACUACAUCUGGGCAUUCCAUCCGGACAACACACUGUUCACCAAGUACUUCCAGGUGAUGAAAUCUUUCGGCUACGUGGAAAGCUGCGUGGUGAACCCUGUGUAUGAGUACGCCCCGUACCACUACGAAGUGGCCAAAGCACCGGUGUUCAACGAGUGGAUCCUCUACGCUUCCGAUCAUCCUGUAACCUACAGCUGGGCCGUGUACGUGCAAAAAUUGGAUAAAAACUUUGUGGCAUUCAAACUUGUUCUGAACGGCCACAGCGUAGUGGUGCAACCGCGGGUCGGAAAGCAGUAUGAGGGUACCACUCAUAAGUACACCUUCACCGUGGACAGUGAGCUGAUGCACGCAAUGGAGCAUGGAUCAACCGAGGACUAUCCGUUCAAGUACUUCUACGUCUACGACACGGUGGUCUUUGUCGUUCCGCACAUUUCACUGUACGUAUUGUACGAUGCACACCAGGUGAUGAUUGAAACGGUUAAGGCUCCCAACGUCGUUCACUAUGGACAGUGUUAUGUCUGAAGCGGAUGAACAAAUACCAGGCAUUGUCGGAAUGUAAUUAAGAACCAAUAAAGAUGCGUUGCAUUGUAAUGUAACUGU